This is a messenger RNA of Macadamia integrifolia, 767 nucleotides long. RefSeq names its product heavy metal-associated isoprenylated plant protein 28-like. The coding region runs from base 100 to 546 and encodes 148 amino acids. The record is from RefSeq and is a predicted model, not a curated record. Lineage: Eukaryota; Viridiplantae; Streptophyta; Magnoliopsida; Proteales; Proteaceae. The transcript is spliced from 2 exons. Gene Ontology annotation, molecular function: metal ion binding.
CAAAUUAGAUCUCAUGCACCAUUCAAUAACUCAGAUCCUCUAAUAUUGCAGAGCAAAGAAAGAUUACUAUCUACUAGCUAGCUUACUCAACAGCCAAACAUGACGAUUACAGAGAUGAGAGUCCACAUGGACUGUGCUGGAUGUGAGAGCAAGAUCAGGAAGGCACUAAAGAAACUAGAAGGAGUGGAUGAUGUGGACGUGGAUAUGGGCAUGCAGAAGGUGACUGUCACAGGAUGGGCAGAGCAGAAGAAGGUGUUGAGGACGGUGAGGAAGACAGGAAGGAGGGCAGAGCUGUGGGUCUUUCCGUACAACCCGGAGUAUGAGGGCUACACCCAACACUACUAUCAACAGCAUAAUCAACAUCAGGGCAGCCACCCGCUCACCUACUAUAUCCCUCAGCCUUCCUCAUCUUACAACUAUUACAAGCAUGGCUACGAUGGCCCUUCUCAUGGUUACUACCACCAUCCUUCUCACUCUACCAUCUUUGAUGAACGCGCUGGUGCCAUGUUCAGUGAUGAAAACCCUAAUGCUUGCUCUAUCAUGUAACCUACCUUGAAACAAGGCCUUUUAUUAGAUUAUGCCAUAGAUUUUCAUUGUAUAUAAGUGGGCCCAACUUUUCAGGGCUCCUUUUUUCUUUUUGGUUUGGGAAUAUUUGCUAAUUUUUUGGGACUUUUAUGUUGAUUGUUACAAUCAUUUUUAUGUGAUUGACAUUGGAAAAUAGUGGGUAUGUAAAAUAUAUGAUCCUUUUAUGGAAAAAUAUAUUGAUA